ACACUUUUUGAAUUAUUGAUUAGUCUUCAAAUGGAAGCAAGUUUAAACUGUAGAACACAGGUGAAGUAAAUUGCAUCUCAAUAACAAGAAAGAAUGUUCUUAAAAUUGGCAAUGUUCAAAGGUGGAAUAGACUGGUCCAUCAGGUAGUAGAUUCCUUCAUUCAACAUUCAUUCAUAUAUUGACCUUUCACCAUCUGUCACACAUGUACCAGGGUGAUGAGGUUCAACAGUGAGCAGGACACUUCCCUUACCCUCUAGGGGCCACAUCCCAGGAUACACCAUCUCUAUCUAGAUGUUUAUUGGACAUGGAUGUUCUGAAAGAAAACAUCAAGUUUCUUUUUAAUCUCUUUAAGAAGACAAAACAUGCAUAUACAAUAUUAAGUAUUGGUAUAAUAUUUAAAUUAAAGGUCAAGAUAACAGUAAGGAGUGAGAGACAUUCAGCAAAACAGAAAAAAAUGCUAUAGGAGUUCAGAAAUAUCACUUAGGACUGGGGUGGAUUUGGGAGUACUCUAGGGGAGUUGCAACUUAGACAGAUGGAGAACAAGGGCCUUUCAAAUGGAAAUGGCCAUAUAAAUAUGUAAGCAGAGUGCUCAACAAAUUGUUGCUAUGAUGACUACCUUCUGGAACAGUCCAGCAUUGGCCCUUUUAAUAGAAAUAUUGGCUUACCAGGGAAACCUUUUUUUAUUAAAAACAAAGACUUCAACUGCCAGUGUGUUUUGAACUGGGGUGAAUUCAUCUGGUUGGCUCACUCUUUUAGUGUUGAGUUCACUCUGAACGAUGUCAACAACUGCACUGUACACUUGAGUCAAUCCGAUUGUGUCCCAGCUCUCAUUUUUCUUGCACAACAUCUUUUCUCAGUGCUGUGUUGUGUAAUGUAUGUAUAAGAAAAUAUAAACAGCCAAUUGCCGGAAGAGAUUUAACGUUAAGUUUUUCCAGUGAAACAAAAUGUUUAAGAAUCUGAGUUUGUUUUUCAAAGAUCACUAAAUUUUAGUUAUGAUUGGAUCAUAUUUUCCAAAAUGUGUGGCAGUUGUUGCCCUCCUUGCCUUGAGUGUUGGUGCAUUGGACACUUUUAUUGCUGCAGUAUAUGAGCAUACAGUGAUAUUACCAAACAGAACAGAAACCCCUGUUUCAAAAGAAGAAGGUUUGCUCCCGAUGAACAAGAACAUAGAUGUUUUGGAGAAAGCAGUUAAGCUGGCAGCGAAGCGGGUAUUAUCCUUUUAUACUUGUAAAGGAGACUUGCAGUUUGAUAAAAGAGUAUUUGGAAUUCAUGAGAAACUUUUUUGCCCCACUUGUUUUGAGCAGGGUGCACAUAUCAUUGUGACCCCAGAAGAUGGAAUCUAUGGUUGGGUCUUCACCAGGGAGAGCAUUUACCCUUAUUUGGAGGAUAUACCAGACCCUGGAGUGAACUGGAUUCCGUGUAGAGACCCCUGGAGAUUUGGCAACACACCAGGGCAACAAAGACUCAGCUGCCUGGCCAAGGACAACUCUAUCUAUGUUGUGGCUAAUACUGGGGACAAGAAGCCAUGCAAUGCCAGUGACCCUCAGUGUCCCCCUGAUGGCCGUUACCAAUACACUGAUGUGGUGUUUGAUUCUCAGGGAAAACUGGUGGCACGCUACCGUAAGUACAAUCUUUUUGCACCUGAAAUUCAAUUCGAUUUCUCCAAGGAUUCAGAACUUGUGACUUUUGACACUCCCUUUGGGAAGUUUGGCAUUUUUACUUGCUUUGACAUUUUUUCUCAUGACCCAGCUGUUGUGGUGGUGGAUGAGUUUCAAGUUGGCAGCAUUCUCUACCCCACAGCAUGGUACAACACGCUGCCCCUCCUCUCGGCUGUUCCCUUCCAUUCAGCAUGGGCCAAGGCCAUGGGAGUCAAUCUACUUGCUGCAAAUACCCACAACACCAGCAUGCAUAUGACAGGGAGUGGAAUCUACACCCCAGAAGCAGUCAAGAUGUACCACUAUGACAUAGAAACAGAGAGUGGUCAGCUGUUGCUAUCAGAACUGAAGUCUCAGCCUUGCCGUGAGCCCACCUACCCUGCAGCUGUUGACUGGCAUGCGUAUGCCAGCAGUGUCAAACCGUUUUCCUCUGAGCAGUCAGAUUUUCCGGGGAUGAUUUAUUUUGAUGAGUUUACCUUCACUGAGCUUAAGAGAAAUAUAGGAAAUUACACAGUUUGCCAGAAAAAUCUGUGUUGUCACUUAACUUACAAGAUGUCUAAGAAGCAAGCAGAUGAGGUCUAUGCUCUAGGUGCUUUUGAUGGACUGCACACAGUAGAAGGCCAAUAUUACUUACAGCUAGAAAUGCUUAAAUAUAUGUGCACAUUACUGAAGUGUCAAACCACUGACCUGGAAACGUGUGGAGAAGCUGUGGGGUCAGCUUUUACCAAGUUUGAGGACUUCUCUCUCAGUGGCACAUUCGGAACGCAUUAUGUUUUCCCACAGCUCAUUCUAAGUGGGAGUCAGCUUGCCCCUGAAAGACAUUAUGAGAUUUCAAGAGAUGGACACUUGAGGAGCCGAAGUAGAGCCCCUUUGCCUGUCUUAGUUAUGGCCCUGUAUGGAAGAGUGUUUGAGAAGGACCCUCCACGCUUAGGGCAGGGACCCGGGAAGUUCCAGUGAUCUCCUUUAGCAGGGCCUUUUUAGGAUCAGCCUGGCUAAGGGAGGAAGAAAAAAGAGAUCCGUUAGUGUCUGUUUAGAAGAGAUGUCAUAAACUUACAGAAACAAAUAGAAUAAACUUAAGCAGAUUUGAAAAGCAA
Molecule: messenger RNA, 2746 nt
Organism: Rhinopithecus roxellana (golden snub-nosed monkey)
Lineage: Eukaryota; Metazoa; Chordata; Mammalia; Primates; Cercopithecidae
Product: vascular non-inflammatory molecule 3
Exons: 6
Coding region: 993-2609 (538 amino acids)
Molecular function (GO): hydrolase activity, acting on carbon-nitrogen (but not peptide) bonds, in linear amides
Source: RefSeq, a predicted model, not a curated record